Molecule: messenger RNA, 1941 nt
Organism: Saccostrea echinata
Lineage: Eukaryota; Metazoa; Mollusca; Bivalvia; Ostreida; Ostreidae
Exons: 1
Coding region: 1-1941 (646 amino acids)
Molecular function (GO): protein binding
Source: RefSeq, a predicted model, not a curated record
AUGAACCUGAAUUGUGUUUUCAUAAUAAAUGGAAGCCAUAAAGAAGGUUUCAGAAUUGAGGAAUCGGACGUUGACUGGAUGAUUUGGUCAAAACACCACAGAGUAUUCUGGACCUUAUCUCAAGCUCAGGAUAACAAUUCAUCCAAACAAACACAGAUGCUGGCUGACUGUUCUGAGAGUCCUCCUGGAUUCGCUUUACUUCAAUUAAUAAAAACAAAAUCUUGUGAAAGUAUCCUUGAAACUAUAGUAAAAAUGAAUGACAAAUUCUAUAUAUCUAGUUCUCUCCACAAAAAGAAGCAAUGUUCAGAAUAUGGACAUGCUUUUAAAAUACACGGACCUUGUGUCAGUGGAGAAAUUGACCACGUAGAAUACGACAGUGCUUAUUGUUUUGCUUGCAACUUUUGGCCUCCAUCUGCAUCUUCAUGGACAGAGAGGUGCCAUUUUUGGCCGCCUUCUCAAACUGUAAAUGAUAUAGUUAAAACAGGUUGUCACUUUGUAGCAAUAGGAAGCAAACAAGGGAAUCAUGAAGACAUCGAAUGGAGAAUUUCUUUCUCUUUGGCGGAACACAAACUUGUGUUUUCUAUGAAUCACUUUCAGUUCUUAACUUAUAAUUUGUUAAAGCUUUUUCUUAGAGAGGUCAUUAAUAAGACAAUAGAGGAAAACAAAUUAUUGUCGUCCUAUCAUAUAAAAACGGCAGUGUUUUGGGCAAUUCAAAACAACGUCUUUCCUCGUUUGCGUCCAAAAAAUUUCCUGAAGUGUUUUUGGAUGUGUUUUAAAGUUAUCCUAAAGUGGGUGUAUGAAGGUUACUGUCCUAACUUCUUCAUUCCAGAAAAUAACAUGUUUCAUACCAAGAUUUUUGGUGCAACCCAGAACAAGCUUUUUGUAAAACUUUAUUCAUUGUAUGAGAAGGGUGUAUUAUUAUGUAUAUUAGAAAGUCCAAGCAUUAAGUCAUAUACUUUGUUCUUUCCCUAUAUCCACAACUUCUCAAGUGGUACGAAAGAGAAUGCUCUAAUAUCCCGGGCUGAGCUCGAAAGGGAGGUUUUUACUAAGAUCCUUGCAUAUAAUGCAGUUCUUAUUCCUAAUCUGACCUUCUGUUUGAGGGUUUUAGACUCGAUAGAACAACUCAUUGGUGAACCCUUGAAAGAGAUUCAAGUUGUCCAGUUACAAAGAGCAACAGUUUCUGUUCUUCAGAACACCCCUUUUAUAUUACACAGCUGGUUCAAUAGCAGUGAUUACUUUUUACUUAACUUAAGUUGUAAUACAGAGAGAAAAAACAACAGACAGAUGUACGUUAUUGACAAAAUAUCCAUGAACAUGUUGAAAUUUACAGACAAAUUCGGAUGUAUUACCGACAUGUUGUAUAUUGUAAUGUAUUUUUAUAAGACGUGUAGAAAUACAGAAGCUUCAACUUGUUUAAAGAUGAUUGAUGUCAAAAUAGAAAAAUUACAUUCUAGGCGGAAUUCUAAUGUAGACACAAAUUCUGCAGAAGAGCAUUCCUGGAGUAUGAAUUUUAGAAAAUUGUUACCCAUGUCCUUCAGACUUUCCAAUAAAAUCUCAUAUAUAAUGGAAUUAAUGAUUGAACAACAUUGUAGUUUACAAAACAACAAGCCAUAUUUAUACAUCUCAUCCUUUGUCCUCUUUCUCAUGUUAAAGUUCUUAAAUAACAAACAUGUGGACAUAAGGAGAUCACAAGAAGCUUUAGACUACCUACAGAUUAUAACCGACCAAGGACAGGAAUUCUUCAUUGAAAAACAUACAAGAGACAUCUCAUGGCAGAUUCUUGGUAUCUGUCAACAAAUCUCAGGAAACCCCCAAGCCGCUUUGUAUGCAUAUAAACAAGCUCUCAAAGUAGAUCCAUGUAAUGAUAUUCAAAUUGCCACACAGAAAAGGAUACUGAAUGUAGAAGCAUGUAUUCGAUCAGGUUUUUACAAAAAAAACUGA